Messenger RNA from Kuraishia capsulata CBS 1993, 1485 nucleotides. RefSeq lists its product as uncharacterized. The transcript has a single exon. Bases 1 to 1485 code for a protein of 494 amino acids. The record is from RefSeq and is a predicted model, not a curated record. NCBI's taxonomy places the organism in Eukaryota, Fungi, Ascomycota, Pichiomycetes, Pichiales, Pichiaceae. Gene Ontology annotation, cellular component: cytoplasm. Gene Ontology annotation, biological process: mitochondrion distribution.
AUGCACGAGGUCAUCACCGUAUCGUUUUCUCAGAGGUCCAAUCAUCUGGCUACACAUCUUUUCAACUCGCAGGAUGGGUAUCUGGACUAUAGCCGAGGAGCGUCCAAGUCCAAGGUGGACCCAGAAGUCUUCUUCAAGCCCAAUGUUUCGGCAGAUGGUAAAUCGGUUUCAUAUACUGCCCGUUCGUUGAUGUGGGACGCCAAAGAUGGCUUUGGUGCCAUGGGAAGGCACGAAUAUUCUGAGCGUGCAGAUGACGGUCUAGACUGGUCAGAGAGGGUGGAGGUGGUCAGGGCACCUAGAAUACCCAAGAAUGCGUACCAGCAAGGUCUGGAUGAGCUCCAGCGCGAAUUGCCUGCUCUGUCUAUUAAUGACACACGAUACUUUACCGAUUAUGCGAGAACUUUGUAUCCACCUACUGGUUUUAACAUAUUGAACAGGUGGGUCCUGGAUGGUAAGGACUUUGGCAAGUGCAUUUCGCAAGCCAGUGAGCAGGUAAAGUUUGACGAAUUUGGUGUUGGCUCGGAGGAGUGGAAAAAUAAAGGACUUGGUACCGACUUUAUGGACGAAGAGUUCAGACAUUCUCUGGAGAGUUGCGAUCUGCUCUCUGGUCUGAAUGUAAUCACCGACGUGGACUCCGCAUGGGGUGGAUUUACGAGCGAAUUCAUGGCAGAUAUAACAGAUGAGUUUUUGCCAAAAACAACAACUUUCGUAUGGGGACUGUACGAAGAUACUCAGACGAAUCUGCUUGACUCCAAAAGAGCCAUGUCUAGGAUCCAGACUACGACUGAGCUCAUGAAAACUGCUUCUAUCUAUAUACCUAUUUCUACCAGUGGCUCUGGUUUUCGAGGUGUUGAUGGCUCAAGUUUGUGGCAAGUCAGUGCGGUGCAGAACAUAGUUGUGGAUUCAUGGGCCACUCUACUAUCGCAGAGGGAUAACAGAGUUUCUAUGGCAGAUGUCGAGAUGGGAUUGACCAUGGGCUCUCAUAGGACCCUGGUGACUGAUUUGAGGUUGAAACUGAGUGAUUCUGCUACUGUGUAUAAUCUCAGCCCGCAAACUCUGUAUCUGAAACCGGGUAAAUCAUGGUUGCAGUCGACAGCACGGCAAAGGACCCCUCACGUUUUCUCAAGAUCCGUCAUUGCCAGAUCGAGCUUUCCAGAAAAUUUGAAAGACCAAGUUGAAGAGUUCUCUGAGCUUUCGAAUUUGUGCGAAUACGGAACGCAGAUGCGCGGUGUGGUGACAUACCCCAGCGAAACGCCUUUUCAGCCUCCUUCCUCAUACCCUGUGGGACUCGUUCCCCCGAAUGGAGAGGUUUUGACGUCAUUGGAUGUUUCUGAUAGAGCCAAGGUCAUGUUGCAUUCCAUGAAACAGAUAGCUCAGAAACGGAUGAAGAGCAGUGCUGUUGAAGAGAUAGUCGACGAUCUCGAGACUGCCAAACAAGAUUACGAGUUCGGGUGGGACGAAGGAAGUGAUAGCUACGACGAAUGA